GUUGUGGAUGUGUUAAAAAAAACUUCUGUAUUUUUGGUAGGCUUUGUAGGGAGGCUGCCCACAAAAGAGGGGGCACGCUGAACAGGACUUUAGGAUGACCGUGGGUCCGAGGAAGCGCAGCAGCGGCGGGGGCGGGGGCAGUCACUCGGAGCUCCAUGUCUCCCACUCGGGUGUGUGGAAAGAUGCAGGAGGAAACUCUGGGGUGGCUCUGAAAAAACAGAUUGGCCUAGUCAGUGCCUGUGCCAUUAUAAUCGGCAACAUCAUUGGAUCAGGGAUUUUUGUGAGUCCAAAGGGGGUCCUGGAGAAUGCUAGCUCCGUGGGUGUGGCCCUCAUUGUGUGGGUUACCACUGGAGUUAUCACAGCCAUUGGUGCUCUCUGCUAUGCAGAGUUAGGUGUGACCAUUCCCAAGUCAGGGGGAGACUAUUCCUAUGUCAAGGACAUCUUUGGAGGAUUGGCAGGGUUUCUGCGUCUGUGGAUUGCAGUGUUGGUUAUUUACCCCACUAACCAGGCUGUGAUUGCUCUCACUUUUUCAAACUACGUCCUGCAGCCCAUCUUCCCCUCCUGCCUCCCCCCAGAGAGCGGCUUACGCUUGCUGGCUGGUGUCUGCCUGAUGUUGUUGACAUGGGUGAACUGCUACAGUGUGCGCUGGGCCACAUGCGUCCAAGAUAUCUUCACCGCUGGCAAGCUUUUUGCCUUGGGUCUCAUCAUAGUCAUGGGUGCUGUCCAAAUAUGCAAAGGUCACUAUUACUGGCUGGAGCCAGCACACGCCUUUGAGACCUUCCGAGACUAUGAUGUCGGUCAGAUAGCUUUGUCCUUCUUACAAGGCUCCUUUGCUUAUGGAGGCUGGAACUUCCUCAACUACGUCACAGAGGAGUUGGUUGAUCCAUACAGGAAUCUACCACGUGCGAUCUUCAUCUCUAUCCCCGUGGUCACCUUCGUUUAUGUGUUUGCCAACGUGGCGUACAUCACAGCCAUGAGCCCGCAGGAGCUGCUGGCCUCUAACGCUGUGGCAGUGACAUUUGGAGAGAAAUUGCUAGGAGUUAUGUCAUGGAUUAUGCCCAUCUCUGUUGCGCUCUCCACCUUCGGGGGGGUCAAUGGCUCCCUCUUCACGUCAUCGCGGCUGUUUUUUGCCGGAGCGAGGGAAGGUCAUCUCCCACGUCUGCUGGCCAUGAUCCACGUCACACGCUGCACUCCUAUCCCAGCUUUACUGUUUACUUUGAUUUCAACUCUGCUGAUGUUGUGCACCAGUGACAUUUACACCCUCAUAAACUAUGUGGGUUUCAUCAACUACCUCUUCUAUGGGGUCACUGUUGCGGGGCAGAUUGUGCUGCGCAUCAAAGAGCCCGACCUGCAUCGACCCAUCAAGGUGAGCCUGGUGUGGCCAGUGAUCUAUUUGCUGUUCUGGGCCUUCCUGCUGGUCUUUUCCCUUUACUCUGAGCCAGUCGUCUGUGGUAUUGGUCUGGCAAUUAUGAUGUCUGGUGUCCCUGUAUAUUUCCUGGGAGUCUACUGGGAAAACAAGCCGCAGUGUUGUGAUUUUACUAUUGGUAAACUGACUCAUCUGUGCCAAAAGCUCUGUUUGGUGGUCUAUCCAGUCAUGAAGGACAACGUGGAGCCCCAUGGGCCUCAAAACAAAGAUGGAGAGGACGAGCCUUCAAACGUCUGAUGUGCAUAAA
Etheostoma cragini (Arkansas darter) is the source of this 1673-nucleotide messenger RNA. RefSeq names its product solute carrier family 7 member 8b (gene slc7a8b). Gene Ontology annotation, molecular function: L-amino acid transmembrane transporter activity; neutral L-amino acid transmembrane transporter activity. Bases 95 to 1663 code for a protein of 522 amino acids. The transcript has 12 exons. Gene Ontology annotation, biological process: neutral amino acid transport; amino acid transmembrane transport. The record is from RefSeq and is a predicted model, not a curated record. Gene Ontology annotation, cellular component: membrane. NCBI's taxonomy places the organism in Eukaryota, Metazoa, Chordata, Actinopteri, Perciformes, Percidae.